CGGCCCCGAGCCCCGGCCCCGAGCCCGGCGCCGCCGCCGCCGCCCCGGGCCGGCCGUGCCGGAGCCGCCCCUCGGCCGCGCCCGCCCCCUGGCCGCCUGCUCGGCGGCGCGGCAGUGCCGGCGGGGCUAUGGCUGCGGAGGAGGUGCUGCAGGGCGCAGACCACUACAAGAGCGAGAUCGAGCGGCUGACCCGGGAGCUCUCCGAGACGACCCAUGAGAAGAUCCAGGCGGCGGAGUACGGGCUGGUGGUGCUGGAGGAGAAGCUCACCCUCAAGCAGCAGUACGAUGAGCUGGAGGCGGAGUAUGACGGCCUCAAGCAGGAGCUGGAGCAGCUGAAGGAGGCUUUUGGACAGUCCUUCUCUGUUCACCGCAAAGUGGCUGAAGAUGGCGAAACGCGGGAAGAGACUCUUCUCCAGGAGUCUGCGUCAAAGGAAGCAUAUUACCUUGGCAAGAUUUUGGAGAUGCAGAAUGAGCUCAAGCAGAGCAGGGCCGUGGUCACCAAUGUUCAGGCAGAGAAUGAGAGGCUCACUGCAAUUGUCCAAGACUUGAAAGAGAAUAACGAAAUGGUGGAGCUGCAGAGGAUACGAAUGAAAGAUGAGAUUCGAGAGUAUAAGUUUCGAGAGGCGAGACUGCUGCAGGACUACACUGAGCUAGAAGAAGAAAACAUCACUUUACAGAAACUGGUGUCCACACUGAAACAGAAUCAAGUUGAAUACGAAGGCUUAAAGCAUGAGAUUAAACGAUUUGAGGAGGAGACAGUGUUGCUUAAUAGCCAGCUAGAAGAUGCCAUCCGGCUGAAGGAGAUUGCUGAGCAUCAGCUGGAGGAAGCUCUGGAAACUUUAAAAAAUGAAAGAGAGCAAAAGAACAAUCUGAGAAAGGAACUGUCCCAGUAUAUCAACCUCAAUGAUAGUAUGUAUAGUAACCAUAUUAAUAUAUCAGUAGAUGGGUUGAAGUUUUCAGAGGACGGGGGUGAGCCCAACAAUGACGACAAAAUGAACGGACACAUCCACGGGCCUCUUGUGAAACUCAACGGUGACUACAGAACUGCCACCAGUAGGAAAGGAGAAUCUCUGCACCCUGUCUCUGACCUCUUCAGUGAGCUCAACAUAUCAGAGAUACAGAAACUGAAGCAGCAACUCAUGCAGGUGGAGCGGGAGAAGGCCAUUCUCCUGGCCAACCUCCAGGAGUCUCAGACGCAGCUGGAGCACACCAAGGGCGCCCUGACGGAGCAGCACGAGCGCGUGCACAGGCUCACGGAGCAUGUCAAUGCUAUGAGGGGGCUGCAGAGCAACAAGGAGCUGAAGGUUGAGCUUGACUGUGAGAAGGGCCGAGAUUCCGGCGAGGAAGCACACGACUACGAAGUGGACAUCAAUGGCUUGGAGAUCCUGGAAUGUAAAUACAAAGUGGCUGUUACUGAGGUGAUAGACCUUAAAGCAGAAAUCAAAGCCUUAAAGGAGAAAUAUAAUAAGUAUGUGGAAAACUACACCGAAGAGAAGGCCAAGUAUGAGAGCAGAAUCCAGACAUACGAUGAGCAGGUGACAAGCCUGGAGAAGUCGACCAAGGAAAGCCAGGAAAAAAUGGUCCACAUGGAAAAGGAGUUACAAAGGAUGACAAGCAUAGCAAACGAAAACCACAAUACCCUUAACACUGCCCAGGACGAGCUGGUGACAUUUAGUGAGGAGCUGGCUCAGCUCUACCACCACGUCUGCCUGUGCAACAACGAGACGCCAAACAGGGUCAUGUUGGACUAUUACAGGCAGAGCAGAGUCACCCGCAGCGGGAGCCUGAAGGGGCCGGAUGACCCUCGAGGUCUCCUUUCACCUCGGCUUGCCAGGCGGGGGGUGGCAUCGCCCGUAGAAGCCAGGACCCCGACCGAGCAGGUGACAAAAGAGGCCACAGAGCCCGGCAAGGAACAAAGCCCAACCAAAACACCUUCCAUUUCUCCUGUCAUCACAGCCCCUCCUUCCUCCCCUGUCUCUGACACCAGUGACAUCCGCAAAGAGCCUAUGAACAUCUACAACCUCAAUGCCAUAAUAAGGGACCAAAUCAAGCACUUGCAGAAGGCUGUGGAUCGGUCGCUGCAGCUGUCGCGCCAGCGGGCCGCGGCCCGUGAGCUGGCACCCAUGAUCGACAAAGACAAGGAGGCCUUAAUGGAAGAGAUCCUGAAGCUGAAGUCACUCCUGAGUACAAAGCGAGAGCAGAUCGCGACCCUGAGAGCAGUGCUGAAAGCCAACAAGCAGACAGCUGAAGUGGCACUGGCCAAUUUGAAGAACAAAUAUGAAAAUGAAAAAGCAAUGGUGACUGAGACCAUGACCAAACUACGGAAUGAACUAAAGGCUCUGAAGGAAGAUGCAGCAACCUUCUCAUCCUUGAGAGCGAUGUUUGCAACCAGGUGUGAUGAGUAUGUCACACAGCUGGAUGAGAUGCAGAGGCAGCUGGCAGCUGCGGAGGAUGAGAAGAAGACCCUGAACUCUCUGCUGCGCAUGGCUAUCCAGCAAAAACUUGCCCUGACCCAGCGACUGGAGGAUUUAGAGUUCGACCAUGAGCAAUCCCGACGCAGCAAAGGCAAGCUGGGAAAGAGCAAGAUCGGCAGCCCUAAAGUAAGUGAGGAGGCAUCAGCCACCGUGCCAAGCAUUGACACUUUCCUCCUGCAUAGUCAGGGCCCACAGCAACCAAACUUACUGGUCAGCAGUGGCACUCAGAGGAAAAGACUAUUCUCACCUUCCCUUUGUGAUCAGAGCCAUCCCAGGACUUCAGGGACCUACCUCCAGAAAUUAUUAAGAGCCCCCCCUCAUCCCGCCUCCACAGAAUCAUAUCUUCUGAGGGGCCCCCCUUCCAUGAGUGAAUUCAUCCAUGGGCACCGUCUCAGCAAGGAAAAAAGGUUAACCGUGGCCAUACCAGCCCAAAGGGAUUGUCAGCAGCCUGCUGCCUCCAUACCGCCACACGGCUCACAACUAGCCAGGGGGCCAGAUUGCCAGACUGUCAGUCCUAAUGCUCUUCCAGAAGAGCAGCCACAUUCCAGCUCUCAGUGUGCCCCUCUCAACUGUCUCUCUAAGCCUCCUCCUUAGCCCUAAUCUUCAUACGCAACGUAAGAGAAAAUGCAGAGUGGAGCGCAUGCAACAAAGGUUGGGGUUGUUCCCAGCAAGCGGGUAGACAAUCCUGCCUUGUUGCUGCUUUGGCAAGUCUGGAUUCAUAUCCCCUGCUCUGGCAACUGAGGGAAGGUUGAGAAGAAGAACACAAAGCACAGAGCCCAACCUAUCAAGAAGACUUUUUAUGGUUCCUCUGAUUGUACUCAAACUGUGCUAUCACAACUGAAGUGUAGUGAAAUUUAACAUCUCGACAAAAAUGUUCCUCCCAGCUGCUUGGCUUUACCUCUGAAAUGAUGAGAGACUUAAGCCAAUGUUAAAAAAAAUGUUAUAAAAAAUACUACCCUCACAUCCUCUAAGUUCAGCCAUAGGAACCAGUUCAAAUUUCCUUUUGUCUUCAAGGGUGUGAUAUUUAUUUCUUACUUUAUUUGCACCAGAAUUUUGUGUUUAUAAAAUGCAGUCUUUUUUUUUUUUUUUGUGAGAGUUGUAUUUAACUAAUUUUAUUUUUUAAAUCUAAGCAGAAAUAGCUUCAGUGAAGAAUGACUGUGUUAAUAUUAAAAAGAGGCUUGUUGCAUUGGCCAGCAUAUGGCCAAUUUUUAUUGCACAAAAAUGUUGGAAAUGGGUUGAAUUGGAAUGUUAACAAUGACUGUAUAUUUUGCUGCUGCACUGAUGUUGUUUAUGCACUUGGUUUUUUAAUUCCUAUUACACUAGCUUCUGGUUUUGUUCUAGCUCUUCACUGAAAGAUAAUUAUUAAGCCUAAGAAGGAGAUGAAAGGAUAAUGUACUGAUUUGUUUUCAGUUGUUUGCUCUCAUUGUAAUUAUACUUCUCGCAUCAUGAAUUGGUGCUGUUUUUUGGGAUUACUUUCUAUUUGGUAUCUGAGAAAGAAAAUCUAAAAUAAGUAAAAUGCUGUGUGCUAAUUAAACACUUUCUUUCCUCCCACUCCCAUAUUCAGGAUCCUAGCUCGAGGCCUUACCAGGAAAGGCUAAUUUGAAUGCGGAAAUUGUGUGCAUUUUGUGUGAAGUAUUCUGUGGUGAAAGAACUCAUGCAGGUAGGGUUGAUGGUGUGGAUCAAAGUCAGCAGGACUUUACUGUAGUGCAUUUUUUCCUUGCCAAAAAUCAACAGACACAGAACCUUAGCUCAUGUCAGUUUAUGACAAAUACUCAGGUGAUCAACACUACGCAGAUUCUAUCGCAACAGUGCACAGUGUUCCUAGUUAAAGAUUCUUUCCUUUAAAAGCUGAGUAAGCCUGUUUUUCUCUUAAAAGCAGUGAUUUUCAGAACAAAAUCAAGGAUAGAGGAAUUUAUUUUGCACAGUACCUGGCAGCAAGACAAGUGGCUAAGCAGAGGGUUAUGGUUCAGCAUCUGUGGGUUUCCCGUCUGGUUGUCAGCUAAACAAGUCUGCAGUGCUGCCUACUUGUUGGUAACUAGCAGGCUCCUUGUUUUCUUAGGUGGCCUUAAUUUAUUUACAGAAGAGAGGCUUAGAUAUUUCCAUGUCUUUAUAUCUUCUCUGCAGCACAUGUGUGACCGACAAGUGGGAACACAGUACAGCCUAAGGUAUGGGGCAGCUAGGGAAAAGAAAUUGCUUCAGCUGUGGCUGGAGCAAUUCUUUCAAAUUCUGCCUGAAUCUGAGAAAAUGAAGUCAGUUUUUUUAAGGAACAGUGCUUACCAAAUGUUACAAUACAGAAAACAUCAGCAGAGGAAAGAAUCGGUGACCACUCAGUGUGCCUAACAAAUCAUUAUUACCAUAGUACCAAGAACAAAGGUGCUGUAAAUAGAAAUAUUUUAUGUCAUCAACAAUGUCUGUCGUGUAACCUUGGCAAAGCAGCUGAGCUAUUGUAACAAAACACUCAGAGAUAGAGAAAAUAGGAACAAACUGGUACCCAGUCCUGCUCAGAUCAGACAGAUAACACUCAGCAGUGUUUUGACUUUAGUUUCCAUGGGGUUCACAUGAUUCUUCUCAUAUACCUUUACAUCGCUAUUCAGUGUCAUAAUUGAACUGCCUGUUGUCUUGUCAUAGAAAGAUCAAGUGAAACCUUGUUCAGCUCUAUCAUGAUGUCUGACACUGAGUUUAGCUGCUAUUUUGAUUUUUUUAAAAAACCCCACAGUAUUUUGUCUGAGGCAAAUUCAGCUUUCAAAAAGCAUCUCCAGAUUUCUGACCUUGUCUGACUGGUGUAUGAAUAUCUGCAUCCAACAAAGACAGCUACUGCAUAGUGUUAAUAAGAGAAGGAAUUUGCAUAGCACUUUGAAUACAGUUACCACUGACUGCACUUGGAAUAGUUUUUCCUAUUUUCAUAUCCAAAUCAAAGGCAUUUUCCUAAACUUGAGUUAAGCAGUAUUUCAAUGAAAUACAUUUCCUUUCUAUAUAGAUACAAAUUUAUUGGGGGGAAAAAGGUAUUAAGACAGUUUAGAAACAUAUGCAUAUCCAUGUGGUUCAAGAGUUAUGAAAGAACAUUCAGUGGUAUAGAAGUUGUGGCCCUGUUUUAUAGAAAUAAGUUUUUUUAUUCUCUUAAGUUUUAAAUUUUUAAUUUCUAAGUUUUCAAUUUACAUUUUUUAUAUGUAAUAAAAUGUAAUUGUUGGAAAUGUGAGAGAACUAGAAACAAACCAACUUCGAUGUACAAAUGGUUGUAGUCAUUGCAUUGUAAGUUACAGAAUUCUGUAGGUCCCUGGGACAACUUUUGUCAAUUAACCAGUAUAAAAUAAAAUAUGUACCUUGAACUUAAGAUGAAAACCUCUUCUUUGUUAUAUAUUGAUUGAUAACAUAAAACUUUGUGAGAGAUUUUGUAGGAAAUAUUUACAUUCAGACAAAACCACAAACAAAAGCCUGGGUUUUUUAAGGAUUGCAAAAUAUUACAUUUUACCCAUUUAAAAUUAGCUUAUGUUGUGUUGAUAUCUAUUCUGAUUUUUAAUGAUUAAGAAAAAAUUAUUCAUAUAUUUUUAAUGGUUGAGUAUAUUUAGAAUCACUAUUCUGUGUUUUACUCAGUAAGGAAGCAAUUCAAAUCCUGCUCUGACUUCUGUGUCUGAAACACAGCUUUUAUUCUCUAUGAUGGCCUUGAAAUUUCUUUUGAUUUGAAAUAGCCUACUCAAAAUAGGGUCAUUUAGGUCAAAACAGGGGCAUUUUGGUUUGGGUUGUGUUUUCUGAUGUAGUGAAAAAUUAUUCCUUGUUCAGUGAAAUGAUCUGCUUGUGGAAAUCCAGUUUAUAGGAAAUGUGUGAGGAAAAGAAGAAAAGGAAAUAAAUAGAAAAAACCCCAAAUAUAAAGGGAGAAAAAGAUGAAAAAUAAAUUUUAAAAUGUAAUAGUAUAUUACAAUAUAUUUUCUAUCAGUCAGAACAUAUGUGGAAGUUUUACAGAAAGAGGACAUAACUGUUUUUCAUGCUAAUUGUAUAGAAUUUUCUGCCUUCUAAAUGGAGGCAAUAGUGUGAUAUUCUUUCUGAUUGAUCUGAUUGACAGGUUGGCAUCUCUGUGCUUUAUCCACAUUUUUACAGUAAAUUAAUGUAAUCAUAGCUAUACAGCAGAGUUUGUAGAAUGAAACUGUAAUUAACGCUGCAAGUUUUAAUGCCAAGUUGAUUUUCAGUUUGCUUUUUAUUUUUAAAACAAUGACAAAGUUGUUUAAGCCAUUUACCAUAUUAAUGUGUGUACAUAAAGGAGAUUAUGUUAUGAAAUAUAGCCUCACUUAAGAAAUAUGACCUCACCUAUGAAGGCUGCUCACCGUAAUUAUGUUGGAAAUACUUAAGUAAGCUGUUAGUAAGAUCUGACCCAGUCCUCAUCCCACUGGGAAUGACACCCACAGUCCAGGCCCUAAUUUUGGUACCAGCCUUGUCAUUUAUCCUGCAAUGCUGAAGUCAGUAGCUGUGCUGCCAGCUCCACUUAGAGCUGGAUUGAUCAUCAUCAUCAUAAAGUAUAGAUUGCAUCAGCCUUUCUGAGAUGUGUUCCUUUCUUUGGCAGAAGAUGCAUAUCCACUGAGGUUACAGUAAAUUUCUUUCUUUUGUUCCUCGGAAAUCUUCGUUUGAGAAUGGCAGGGACUGAUGUUUUACCUUUGAAGUAUGAUAAUUGCUAUAGUUACCUCUUUAAAAAUUUGUCAUCGCUUUUUCUUCAGUUUUCCUUUGCUAUGUGUGCAGUGAGUCUGAAAUGGAUAUAUACUAUUCAGACGGUUUUUAACCAUUAAGGGGUUUUUUUAGUGUAAUUAAGCAUCCUGUGGAAAAGAAAGAAAAAAGCAUUUGCCUUUCGCCUUCAGGCACAAAUACAUCAAAAUAUGCAAUGGGAAAUGUGUGCAUGACAUUGUUAAGAUCGUGUUGUUUCUCCAUAUCCAUUACUAAGCUAGAAAAUUCUUAUUUCUUGUGUGAUAUGCAUAUUCCUCUUGCUAGAAGGGCAAGACAACUAUCACAGAGAGUCUGUAUCUUUCAUUUGGAGGUGCACAGCUUAAAUCCUUAUUGGUUUUUAAUCUGUUUCCUGUGGAGUUCUUGAAAAUCCCCUUUGUAAAAUGUAAUGGUAACCAAGUGACAAAAGGUAAAGGAAAAAUCCAAUAUUUCAUUACUGGAGUUAAUGUGUGGGCAGACUCUGGGUGAUAGAGCGUUGUAUUUCAAAAAUGUCUUUCUACAAAGCUUUAUAUUUGUUUUGAUUAUCAUGAUCUGCUGUAAAGGGGUGGAUAAGAGUGUAUGUUUUUUUCUCAGUGUUAGUAAUCUGAGUUUUUAUUGAAUAUGUGGUUAAUUGAUUUCAAAAGUAUCUUGGAAAAUCAAUAAACAGAAGCAUUUGAUGAAAGUUUCAAGUAGACUGGCUUGCUAGCUAGUUGGUAUUUUAACAGCUAUGAACAAGAAAUAAGAGUAAUCUAGCUUAUUUUAUUAUUAUUUCUCCUCUUCACAGAUAUGGCUAUGUGUGCUAUGCCAGUGGUUAAAUUAAGUCCAUUUUAUUACUUAUUGCCCUUUUGAUUUUCAGCCCUGUGGUUUGACUGUUAAAGGGUUAAUUAACUUGAUCCUUUGUAAACAAUUAAAAAAAAAGAAAACUGAUGUUUUGUGACUUUUGUAAUCUAUUGAAUGUUUCCAUUUGCAUGAUGUUCUGUAUUUAAUGAACCAUACAGAUUGCUGUGUUCCUUUCAAAAGAGUUUUAGCAUUGGUGGAGUUUGUGACAAACACAAAUUUGUAUACUGUAUGUUUACUGCUGUAAUAACUCAGCUACUCCUAUGUUGAAUUGACAUUAUGUUGUCCUGCCUUCUUGGGGUUAAAUGAUGAAGUGUUUCUAGGUGGUGAAGAAUAUAAAAAUAUAUAUGUUCAUUUGCUAAAGACUGAGUAUCUGAAACUCUUCUUGUUGCUACUUUAUGCUAAAAGCAAAAAAGUUAAAUAAUUCUUGUUUCCAAAAAUGCAUCGUUUAUUUUUAAAAUUGAAGUAAUUCUCAUGUUAACUUUUCCUUGUCCUUGUAGACAAUCCUAGAUUAAUACCUUUUGAGGGAUUCAUAAAGUCUGUGCUUGUACAUGUGUAAUAUGAUCAUGCAGUCAAAUGGUUGGGAAAAAACACUCUAGUGCUGAAGAAAAUUAAAAGAAGCCGAUAUACUGAUUCUUACAUCUUUAUGUUCCAAUUAAAAUUACAGUGUAAUGCAUAACUGUUCCAGUGAAUAA
This is a messenger RNA of Poecile atricapillus (Black-capped chickadee), 8689 nucleotides long. Its product is annotated as protein bicaudal D homolog 1. Gene Ontology annotation, molecular function: dynactin binding; dynein intermediate chain binding; cytoskeletal adaptor activity. Gene Ontology annotation, biological process: regulation of microtubule cytoskeleton organization; microtubule anchoring at microtubule organizing center; positive regulation of receptor-mediated endocytosis. Gene Ontology annotation, cellular component: cytosol; Golgi apparatus. The transcript is spliced from 11 exons. The record is from RefSeq and is a predicted model, not a curated record. Lineage: Eukaryota; Metazoa; Chordata; Aves; Passeriformes; Paridae. Bases 129 to 3068 code for a protein of 979 amino acids.